AUUUUGAUGACAAGUUUAUUUUUAUAAAACCUUAGAUAGUUGUAAUCGAAGAAUGUUUGUAGUAGUUUGGGUAAAAAGUUACAUUCUAAUUCACUGAUAACGAAUAUUGGAUGAGAGUAUCAUCAGUUUUUAUCAUUUAUUAAAGACACAAAACAGAUGUUAUGCAGAACUAUUAUGGCACUGUUUAUGUAAAUUUGUGGUGAAUUAGGGUGAAAUAUUUCUUCAGAUCACUUGUUAGCAGCUUAUGUUUACUUCAUUGUCUGACCUGUUUUCAAGAUAAAUUCACAACCUUAGGGAAAAUUUCCCCCCAAAAAUGCAUUUUCUUCACAAAUUGUGAAGCGUAAAUAUAGCAGUAGAAAUAUUUUUUUGUUAUUCACUAUUAAAACACAAAGCAGAACAGCAUCCAUAUAUUAUUGCGUAAUAUAAAAAAUUAUGGAGAAAGAAAUAUGUGAGAACCAGCAAAAAUGCAAAUCACAAUCAAAAGUGAUUGAUUUUCCUAAUGAGGAUUUGAAACUGAAAGGGACAUCAUACAACUGUGAUACUAGUAAAGAUUCAUCCACUACAAAAAGUAACCUAGCUAUUCAAAAACGUGCUAAUAGAGAGAAAUACUAUCACUGUGAUAUCUGUGGUAAGUUAUUCUCUCGAAAAGAUGAUGUUGUUAUUCACAAACGUAUUCAUACAGGAGAGAAACCUUAUCACUGUGAGAUUUGUGGUAAAUCAUUCUCUGUAAAUAGUACCUUAACUAAACAUAAACGCGUCCAUACAGGAGAGAAGCCAUAUCAUUGUGAUGUUUGUGGGUAUUCAUGCUCAGAAAAAGGUGCUUUGACUCAACAUGGACGGGUUCACACUGGUGUGAAACCAUACCAUUGUGAUGUCUGUAACAAAUCAUUUGCUCAAAGAAGUAGUUUAACUAAACACAAAGUUAUUCAUACAGGAGAGAAGCCUUAUCGCUGUAAUAUCUGUGGAAAGUCAUUCUCUUCAAACUUGACCAUUCAUAAACGUGUUCAUACAGGUGAAAAGCCAUAUCACUGUGAUGUGUGUGAUAAAUCAUUUGCUCAGUCUAAUGAUUUAACUAAACACAAACGUAUUCAUACAGGAGAGAGACCAUAUCAGUGUGAUAUUUGUGGUAAAUCUUUCUCUGCAUGUACUCAGUUAAUUAUUCAUAAACGUGUUCAUACAGGAAGGAAACCAUAUCGUUGUGAUAUUUGUGGUAAAUCUUUCUCUCAAGGCAGUUACUUAAUUCCUCAUAAACGUAUUCAUACAGGUGAGAAGCCAUAUUGCUGUACUAUCUGUGGCAAAUCAUUCUCUCAUGAAUCGUCUUUUACAAGUCACCAACGUAUUCAUACAGGACAGAAGCCCUACAACUGUGAUAUCUGUGAUAAAUCAUUCUCACGAAAUGAUUACUUAACUAACCACAAACGCAUUCAUACAGGAGAGAAACCUUAUCAUUGUGAUAUUUGUGGUAAAUCUUUCUCUCUAUAUUGUCACAUAAGGAUUCAUAAACGCAUUCAUACAGGAGAAAAGCCCUAUCGUUGUAAUAUCUGUGGUAAAUCAUUCCCACAGACAUGUGGAUUAACUACUCAUAAACGAAUUCAUACAGGAGAAAAACCAUAUCAAUGUGAUAUUUGUGGUAAAUCAUUCACUGUAAAUAGUACCUUAACAAAACACAAUCGUAUACAUACAGGAAUAAAACCCUAUCACUGUGAUAUCUGUGGUAAAUCAUUCCUGCAUGCACAAGCCUUAACUAAACACAAACUCAUACAUACAGGAGAGAAGCCAUAUCGCUGUAAUAUCUGUGGUAAAUUCUUCUCUGAAGGAGGUGCUUUAACUAAACAUAAACGCAUUCACACAGGAGAAAAGCCUUUUCACUGUGAUAUCUGUGGUAAAUACUUCUCUGAUAGCAGUAGCUUAACUAAACAUAAACGUUUACAUACAGGAGAAAAGCCAUAUCACUGUGAUAUCUGUGGUAAAUCAUUCUCUGAAAGUGGUAAAUUAACUAAACAUAAACGUGUACAUACAGGAGAGAAGCCUUAUCAGUGUAAUAUCUGUGGAAAAGCUUAUUCUAAAAAAUGUUCUUUGGUUAAACACAAAUGCAAUCCUACAAAAGGCUAAAAUUAUUCAUGUCAAAAGUCAGUAAAUGUAUUCACUGAAGGAACAAGAUGUAUGGAAUAGUAACGUCUGAACAGUAUAUAUAGUACUCAAAUGUGUCUUGGUGAAAUGUCUUACAACUGUAAUAUUUUCAAUAAAAGCAUUAUUUCUGUGGA
Molecule: messenger RNA, 2264 nt
Organism: Octopus bimaculoides (California two-spot octopus)
Lineage: Eukaryota; Metazoa; Mollusca; Cephalopoda; Octopoda; Octopodidae
Biological process (GO): regulation of transcription by RNA polymerase II
Molecular function (GO): DNA-binding transcription factor activity, RNA polymerase II-specific; RNA polymerase II cis-regulatory region sequence-specific DNA binding
Source: RefSeq, a predicted model, not a curated record